Anopheles funestus (African malaria mosquito) is the source of this 2238-nucleotide messenger RNA. It is a transcript of the gene Fbxo42, whose product is annotated as F-box only protein 42. The record is from RefSeq and is a predicted model, not a curated record. Gene Ontology annotation, molecular function: protein binding. The transcript is spliced from 2 exons. NCBI's taxonomy places the organism in Eukaryota, Metazoa, Arthropoda, Insecta, Diptera, Culicidae. Bases 182 to 2125 code for a protein of 647 amino acids.
UCAUGAAUGUCAUUGGAAUAAAAUAAAAACUACACAACAAAGCAAGCAGUAAUCGUCUUUCCUAAAGAGCAAAAAUGCUUGCAAAUUGAUAAAAAGCAGAUUGUAGUGGGAAUAUUUAUUUGUUAUAACCUAUUAAAAGUGGUUUUUGAGGAUCUAGUACGUCAAGGCUGCUUUCGGAACGAUGGCCAACAUCAACGAUUUGCCGAAUGAAAUUCUUGAGUUCAUCUUCAGCUUGCUUCCGCCCUACGAGCCCUUGGAACACUGUGGUGGUGUUUGCAAACGAUGGAAUCUGCUGGCCACAAAUGUGAGAGCCCGAAAGAAAUCCAACCUUCAAAAGGGCCUAAUUGAUUUCAAUCUUUGCUGGAAGGAAAUCCUUCACGAGUCGACCCCCCGGAUUGCAGCGCGUUUCGCCCAUGCCACCUCAUUACACCGAAACUCAAUGUACGUGUUUGGUGGUGCGUCGUCCUACGACACUACAUUCAACGAUCUGUGGAAGUUUGAUCUGUCGCGGCGCGAAUGGAUCCGACCAAUUUCGAUGGGAACCUAUCCGUCCCCCAAAGCGGGUGCGUCACUCGUUUGCCACAACGAUUUGCUGGUACUGUACGGUGGUUGGCGUCAUGCUUAUACACCGUUCCAUAUGUGCACCCUCAUUGACGAGCUGCACGUGUACAACAUAGUCGAAAAUCGCUGGACCAUCCACAAUCAAGCGUAUGGACCACCGCCAAUGACUGGCCACUCGGCUACGGUGCAUCACAAUCAAAUGAUCCUGUUCGGUGGAUACCAGAACAACAUGGAAAAUCUUCGCACAUCGAACGAUAUAUGGGUGUUGGAUUUGGAGCGGCUUGUCUGGAAGAAGCCCGCAGUUUCCGAUCUGAAACCGGCGCCACGUUACGGUCAGUUUCAGAUGGCGGUCGGGGAAAACCACAUUCUGGUGCUGGGAGGAACUGGAGGCGUAAAUCGCGUGUUUAACGACGCAUGGCUGCUGGACAUGCAGCGGGACACCUGGGUAUGGAAGCGGGUGCAAAUUAAGAACAAGAAAGGCACCGUAACACACAACUGGUGCUAUCCAGCGUGCAAUGUCGGUUCUAAGGUGAUAGUGUUAGGACCAACGUCACCCAAUGACUUUCAAAUCAUCCGUCCAAGUCGCGUUCCACCCGUGGGCCGAGCUCGCCCGAUGGUCGAAAUACACCGGAAUCGCGUGGGCAUUCCACAAGGGGUACAUGGUGCUGAGCCUAACAUUCCUCGAAACAGCCCACCGCAAAGACCCAACUUACCGCCACCUCCGCCAGCACCGCUGCAACCAGCGUCAGUGCCAGUCCUGCCAGGACCGUCCGCCGCGUCCAAAGAAGGCACUGCUGCCACACCAAAGCAACCUGCCGCGGCACAAAAUGGUGCUGGAGAAGCGAGACCCGGUCCAUCUGGAUUACGAUCGCCGAGCAGUUCCGCUGCUGGACCACCGUCACGUUCUAUGCCGAUCAUAAGAAGUGCGUUUGGGCGUCAAUCGUCUGAAGAUGAUCACCUGCCGAAACGCUUCAACCAGCAGAACAUGGAACAGAACCAUAUGGCGAUGGUGGCCUUCAGUGUAGACUCAACGAACCAUCACUCAUCGAUUGCGGCCAGCUCGCGAGAGCGACAACUGGAGCGGCUACGAAAAAUGGAAGAGAAAAUAUCGGCCAUGCGACGAGCGAAGGAAGCUGAACAACAGCAGCAACAACCGCAACAGCGACCCACAGAUCGACCGUUGCUCGAUGAACAGCGACAGGAAGACGGAAAUGAAUCCGCGCAAGGCAACAGAGACGCUAGCAAUGUGUACGAGUCGGUUGCGAACACGAGUGGGUCCGAUCCGGUCACACCAAAGCGCGUCAAACGGAACGGAUUGGCCAUCUACGUGUGCGAUGUGUCGAAAAUACUGCCAACGGGCGGUGCGGAACCUUGCAUUGAAUGGCAGGAAUCGAAAAACAGUGGUCUUAUAGCGGGCGCACCGGAUCACUAUACGUUUUCCACGAUGAUCAACGGCAACGGGGAACUGAUCGUGUUUGGUGGUUUGAACAAAAAUCAUAAAUCGGAAAAUUUGUGCGUUUCCAAUUCCGUGCACUUUCUCACAGUUCCAACGGCCGUUGUGUAAAACAUUCAGCACACGAGCGUGUGGCUUUCGAUUAGAUGCUUAGCAGUCGUAGUACUAUUUCUGAACUGAAUACAGUCCAAUAAAAAUAAAUUCUUUAUUGAAUUUGAAAUUAA